UUUGGCGUGGAGAUUUUGGAAGCGCCAAGCCAUGAGCUCCUCGCAGUCAAAUCAGCUUGAACAACAACAAGAUUCCGGCAAAUCACUUCGAUUCCUACAGCAACUACAUAAAUACAGCUCCUCUGACACGAUGCGACCUACAAUUGAAAGGUUGGAUAAGCCAAGCGCAUAUUAUCUGUCGAAGAAUAAGCGGAGGAAGUUCGGUGACAGAGAUGGCCCUCAAGAAGACCCCGUUGACCCUUUGAAGGAUGCCACUACACUCUAUGUCGGGAAUCUUUCAUUCUAUACGACGGAGGAGCAGAUACACGAACUCUUCGCCAAAUGCGGAGAGAUCAAACGACUAGUCAUGGGCCUCGAUCGGUUUGCGAAAACACCUUGCGGCUUCUGCUUUGUUGAAUACUAUACCCAUCAAGACGCGCUCGACUGUAUGAAAUAUAUUGGAGGAACAAAGCUGGAUGAGCGCAUCAUUCGGACGGAUCUAGACCCGGGAUUCCAGGAGGGUCGGCAAUACGGACGGGGUAAAUCUGGUGGCCAGGUUCGGGAUGAAUACAGAGAUGAAUAUGAUCCAGGCCGCGGUGGUUACGGCCGGGCGAUCGCUGAUGAGCGAAGGAAGGAGGAGGAAGAGUAUGGGAAAGGCAGGUAAGAUAAUUUUUGAGCUGGGCAGGAUCGGGGCGCAAGGGAGGCGUUAUUGUUUCAAGUUAAUGAAGUUAUAAUUCUACAUACACAAUGGGAAAAGAGAUCUAUCUAUCAAAUAUUCAAGCUGGCCCAUGGAAGGGUAAAGAACCUUAACACAGGGGAUACCUUGUUCGAUGUUGGAUUCGCCAUUGCCGCAGUGCAAAUGUUGUCAUUGCUAGGAGGCCCGCGAUUUCGACACCGCUUGCUCGACCUGCUGCAACCACCAGGCAUGAAUCCUGGGGUCAUCCGUCAACUCGGGAUGGAAGCUCGUGCCAAAAACAUUGCCCUGUUUCACGGCCACAAUAUCUCCUGAAUCCGUAUCCGCAUGG
Blastomyces dermatitidis ER-3 is the source of this 1004-nucleotide messenger RNA. RefSeq names its product nuclear cap binding protein subunit 2. Gene Ontology annotation, molecular function: RNA cap binding. The transcript is spliced from 5 exons. The record is from RefSeq and is a predicted model, not a curated record. The coding region runs from base 32 to 643 and encodes 203 amino acids. Gene Ontology annotation, cellular component: nuclear cap binding complex. NCBI's taxonomy places the organism in Eukaryota, Fungi, Ascomycota, Eurotiomycetes, Onygenales, Ajellomycetaceae. Gene Ontology annotation, biological process: mRNA cis splicing, via spliceosome.